GAUUUCCAGCCACCACAAUGUACCAGCUUACAACUGUCUGUAACUCCAGUUCCAGGAGGUCCAAUGCCUCCUUCUGGCCUCUUGGGUACUGCAUGCACAUAGUGCACGUACAUGCACGCAGGAAAAUCCUUUCUACACGUAAAAUAAAAAUAAUCUUAAAGCAGGGCCAGGGAUAGUGUUUGUUAGAUUGGGAUUGACAGGUGACGUGGAAAUAAAGGUAGACAGGCACCUACAGAAGCGGGAUUAGUCUUCAACCAGAACUUCUGAAGUCUCCAGGAAGUGGAGACUGCCCACUGGGUGUGGCGUGCUUGGGUUCUGGUAGGACGGAAAGGAGAUGGAAGAUUCCAUCUGCACGUCAGUUCCCCUGCCUUCUCAGGGUGGUAGAUGCCACGCGGAGAUAUGCCUGUCCUCUAAUCAGAGGCUUCUGGGACCUAACAGCCCACAGGUGCUAUCAAUGGAGUUAACUUUGCUUUGCCAAGCUUCUCAGUCCACCUGAGGCCUUAACCCUGCAUUGUUUGCCUGUGGGGAGUGUUGUCAGAUUCUGUGUAAGACUAGCGAGGGCAGUAGAUGUGGCUUAAUUGGUACAGUGCUUGCUUGGCGUGCACAGAGCCCUGGGCUAGACCCCGGAGUCUCAUAAACUAGGUAGGUGGGUCUCACCUGCAAUCCAGCAGUCAGGAAGUACAGGCAGGAGGGUCAAAAAUCUCAGGUCAUCCCGGACUGUGUCUGAGAAAAGAUGACAUGGCUGAAAUGUGCCUAAUUCUUGUUUCUUCAUGGAGGUGCGGGAUGAGCCAGGACCUGUGCGCGCUUGGCAGGUCGUCUCCUGCUAAGCUGCCCCUUGGCCUGGCGAGCAGUUUUGAGACUAGCUGCUUCUCUGUGACAAGCUUCUGCACAUGAAAAGCAACAAAUACCUGACCGUGAACAAGCGGCUGCCAGCCCUGCUGGAGAAGAACGCCAUGCGGGUGACUCUGGACGCUACAGGCAAUGAGGGCUCCUGGCUCUUCAUCCAGCCCUUCUGGAAGCUGCGGAGCAAUGGGGAUAACGUGGUCGUGGGGGACAAGGUGAUCCUGAAUCCUGUCAACGCAGGGCAGCCGCUGCACGCCAGCAACUAUGAGCUCAGUGACAAUGCUGGCUGCAAGGAGGUCAACUCUGUCAACUGCAAUACCAGCUGGAAGAUCAAUUUAUUCAUGCAGUUCCGGGACCACCUGGAGGAGGUGUUGAAGGGGGGAGAUGUGGUGCGGCUGUUCCAUGCAGAGCAGGAGAAGUUCCUCACCUGUGACGAGUACAAGGGCAGGCUGCAGGUGUUCCUGCGAACCACGCUGCGCCAAUCCGCCACCUCAGCCACCAGCUCCAACGCACUCUGGGAGGUGGAGGUGGUCCACCACGACCCCUGCCGAGGCGGGGCGGGACACUGGAAUGGUCUGUACCGUUUCAAGCACCUGGCCACAGGCAACUAUCUGGCUGCCGAGGAAAACCCCAGCUACAAAGGUGAUGCCUCAGAUCCCAAAGCAGCAGGACCGGGGGCGCAGGGCCGCACAGGCCGCAGGAAUGCAGGCGAGAAGAUCAAGUACCGUCUGGUAGCUGUGCCACAUGGCAAUGACAUCGCCUCCCUUUUUGAGCUGGACCCUACCACGCUGCAGAAAACCGACUCCUUCGUGCCCCGGAAUUCCUAUGUGCGGCUGCGGCACCUGUGCACCAACACAUGGAUCCAGAGCACCAACGCGCCCAUCGACGUGGAGGAGGAGCGGCCAAUCCGGCUCAUGUUGGGCACGUGCCCCACCAAGGAGGACAAGGAGGCCUUUGCCAUUGUGUCUGUGCCGGUGUCUGAGAUCCGUGACCUGGACUUUGCCAACGAUGCCAGCUCCAUGCUGGCCAGUGCUGUGGAGAAACUCAAUGACGGCUUCAUCAGCCAGAAUGACCGCAGGUUUGUCAUCCAGCUGCUGGAGGACCUGGUGUUUUUUGUCAGCGAUGUUCCCAACAAUGGGCAGAAUGUCCUGGACAUCAUGGUCACCAAGCCCAACCGGGAGCGGCAGAAGCUGAUGCGGGAGCAGAAUAUACUUAAGCAGAUCUUUGGCAUCCUGAAGGCCCCGUUCCGUGACAAGGGGGGCGAAGGUCCGCUGGUGCGGUUGGAGGAACUGUCCGACCAGAAGAACGCCCCCUACCAGUACAUGUUCCGCCUCUGCUACCGGGUGCUCCGGCACUCCCAGGAGGACUACCGCAAGAACCAGGAGCACAUUGCCAAGCAGUUUGGGAUGAUGCAGUCACAGAUUGGCUAUGACAUCCUGGCUGAGGACACCAUCACCGCCCUGCUGCACAACAACAGGAAGCUGCUGGAGAAGCAUAUCACCAAGACGGAGGUGGAGACCUUCGUUAGCCUCGUGCGCAAGAACAGAGAGCCCAGGUUCCUGGACUACCUCUCUGACCUGUGUGUGUCCAACCACAUCGCCAUCCCUGUCACCCAAGAGCUCAUUUGCAAGUGUGUGCUGGACCCCAAGAACAGCGACAUUCUUAUCCAGACAGAGCUGCGGCCCGUGAAGGAGAUGGCCCAGUCUCAUGAGUACCUCAGCAUUGAGUACUCGGAAGAGGAAGUGUGGCUCACGUGGACGGACCGGAACAAUGAACAUCACGAGAAGAGUGUGAGGCAGCUGGCCCAGGAGGCGCGGGCGGGCAACGCGCACGAUGAGAACGUGCUCAGUUACUACAGGUACCAGCUGAAGCUGUUUGCCCGCAUGUGCUUGGACCGCCAGUAUCUGGCCAUCGACGAGAUCUCCAAGCAGCUGGGCGUGGACCUGCUUUUCCUGUGCAUGGCGGAUGAGAUGCUGCCCUUUGACCUGCGUGCCUCCUUCUGCCACCUGAUGCUCCACGUGCACGUGGACCGUGACCCCCAGGAGCUGGUGACGCCUGUCAAGUUUGCCCGCCUCUGGACGGAGAUCCCCACGGCCAUCACCAUCAAGGACUAUGAUUCCAAUCUCAACGCCUCCCGAGAUGACAAGAAGAACAAAUUUGCCAGCACCAUGGAGUUCGUGGAAGAUUACCUUAACAAUGUGGUCAGCGAGGCCGUGCCCUUCGCCAACGAGGAAAAGAACAAACUCACCUUUGAGGUGGUCAGCCUGGCGCACAACCUCAUCUACUUCGGCUUCUACAGCUUCAGCGAGCUGCUGCGCCUCACACGCACACUGCUGGGCAUCAUUGACUGUGUUCAGGCACCCCCAGCCAUGCUGCAGGCCUAUGAGGAGCCUGGUGGCAAGAACGUGCGGAGGUCCAUCCAGGGCGUGGGGCACAUGAUGUCUACCAUGGUGCUGAGCCGCAAGCAGUCUGUCUUUGGUGCCUCCAGCCUGCCUGCCGGAGCAGGUGUCCCUGAGCCGCUGGACAGGAGCAAAUUUGAGGAUAAUGAAGACAUUGUGGUGAUGGAGACCAAGCUGAAGAUCCUGGAGAUCCUGCAGUUCAUCCUCAACGUGCGCCUGGACUACCGCAUCUCCUACCUGCUGUCGGUCUUCAAGAAGGAGUUCGUGGAGGUGUUUCCCAUGCAGGACAGUGGGGCGGACGGCACGGCACCGGCCUUCGAUUCCACCACUGCCAACAUGAAUCUGGACCGCAUCGGGGAGCAGGCAGAGGCCAUGUUUGGAGUGGGGAAGACCAGCAGCAUGCUAGAAGUGGAUGAUGAGGGCGGCCGCAUGUUCCUGCGGGUGCUGCUGCACCUGACCAUGCACGACUAUGCACCGCUCGUCUCCGGCGCCCUGCAGCUGCUCUUCAAGCAUUUCAGUCAGCGCCAGGAGGCCAUGCACACCUUCAAGCAGGUCCAGCUGCUAAUCUCAGCCCAGGAUGUGGAGAACUAUAAGGUGAUCAAGUCGGAACUGGACCGACUGCGGAUGAUGGUGGAGAAGUCAGAGCUGUGGGUGGACAAGAAAGGCAGCGUCAAGGGCGAGGAGGGGGAGGCGGGCGCCACCAAGGACAAGAAAGAGCGACCCUCGGAUGAGGAGGGAUUUCUACAGCCACACGGGGAGAAGAGCAGUGAGAACUACCAGAUUGUCAAGGGCAUCCUGGAGAGGCUGAACAAGAUGUGUGGGGUGGGGGAGCAGAUGAGGAAGAAGCAGCAGAGGCUGCUGAAGAACAUGGACGCCCACAAGGUCAUGCUGGACCUGCUGCAGAUCCCUUAUGACAAGGGGGACAACAAGAUGCUGGAGAUCCUGCGCUACACACACCAGUUCCUGCAGAAGUUCUGUGCCGGGAACCCUGGCAACCAGGCCCUGCUGCAUAAGCACUUACAGCUCUUCCUCACGCCCGGGCUCCUGGAGGCCGAGACCAUGCAGCACAUUUUCCUCAACAACUACCAGCUGUGCUCCGAGAUCAGUGAGCCUGUGCUACAGCACUUUGUACACCUGCUGGCCACGCACGGGCGCCACGUGCAGUACCUGGACUUCCUGCACACCGUCAUCAAGGCUGAGGGCAAGUACGUGAAGAAGUGCCAGGACAUGAUCAUGACCGAGCUGACCAACGCAGGUGACGACGUGGUGGUGUUCUACAAUGACAAGGCUUCCCUGGCCCAUCUGCUGGACAUGAUGAAGGCAGCCCGAGAUGGCGUGGAGGACCACAGCCCCCUCAUGUACCACAUCUCCCUGGUGGACCUGCUGGCUGCCUGUGCGGAGGGCAAGAACGUCUACACAGAGAUCAAGUGCACCUCCCUGCUGCCUCUGGAGGACGUGGUGUCUGUGGUGACCCACGAGGACUGCAUCACGGAGGUUAAAAUGGCGUACGUGAACUUCGUGAACCACUGCUAUGUGGACACAGAGGUGGAGAUGAAGGAGAUCUACACCAGCAACCACAUCUGGACGCUCUUCGAGAACUUCACCCUGGACAUGGCUCUGGUCUGCAACAAACGGGAGAAACGCCUGGCAGACCCCACCCUAGAGAAGUACGUGCUCACUGUGGUGCUGGACACCAUCAGUGCCUUCUUCAGCUCCCCGUUUUCAGAGAACAGCACGUCGCUGCAGACACACCAGACAAUUGUGGUACAGCUGCUGCAGUCCACCACUCGGCUGCUCGAGUGUCCUUGGCUGCAGCAGCAGCAUAAGGGCUCCGUGGAGGCCUGUGUCCGCACCCUCGCCAUGGUGGCCAAGAGCCGGGCCAUCUUGUUGCCCAUGGAUCUGGAUGCCCACAUGAGUGCCCUGCUCAGCAGUGGGGGCAGCUGUGCAGCUGCAGCCCAACGCAGUGCUGCCAACUACAAGACGGCCACAAGGACCUUCCCUCGCGUCAUCCCCACUGCCAACCAGUGGGACUACAAGAACAUCAUUGAGAAGCUGCAGGACAUCAUCAUGGCCCUAGAAGAGCGGCUGAAACCUCUGGUACAGGCCGAGCUCUCGGUGCUGGUGGACAUGCUGCACUGGCCCGAGCUGCUCUUCCUGGAGGGCAGUGAAGCCUACCAGCGCUGCGAGAGUGGGGGCUUCCUGUCCAAGCUCAUCCGUCACACCAAGGGCCUCAUGGAGUCAGAGGAGAAGCUGUGUGUGAAGGUGCUCCGGACACUGCAGCAGAUGCUGCUGAAGAAGAGCAAGUAUGGAGACCGGGGCAACCAGUUGCGGAAGAUGCUGUUGCAGAAUUACCUCCAGAACCGGAAAUCCAGCUCCCGGGGCGAGCUCCCCGACCCCACAGGCUCUGGCCUGGACCAGGACUGGUCAGCCAUCGCAGCCACUCAGUGCCGGCUGGACAAGGAAGGGGCCACCAAAUUGGUCUGCGACCUCAUCACCAGCACCAAGAAUGAGAAGAUAUUCCAGGAGAGCAUUGGCCUGGCCAUCCGCCUGCUGGAUGGAGGCAACACUGAGAUCCAGAAAUCUUUCUACAACUUGAUGACUAGCGACAAGAAGUCAGAGCGCUUCUUCAGGGUGCUGCAUGACCGUAUGAAGCGAGCCCAGCAGGAGACCAAGUCCACAGUUGCCGUCAACAUGAGUGACCUGGGCAGCCAGCCUCGUGAGGACCGUGAGCCAGCAGACCCUACCACCAAAGGCCGUGUGGCUUCCUUCUCCAUGCCCAGCUCCUCCCGCUACUCACUGGGCCCUAGCUUGCACCGGGGGCACGAGGUGGGCGAGCGCGUGCACAGCAACGAGAUGGGCACCUCUGUGCUCAUCAUGCGGCCCAUCCUGCGCUUCCUGCAGCUGCUGUGUGAGAACCACAACCGUGACCUGCAGAACUUCCUGCGCUGUCAGAACAACAAGACCAACUACAAUCUGGUGUGUGAGACCCUGCAGUUCCUGGACAUCAUGUGUGGCAGCACCACGGGGGGGCUGGGGCUGCUGGGGCUCUAUAUCAAUGAGGACAACGUGGGCCUGGUCAUCCAGACCUUGGAGACCCUCACAGAGUACUGCCAGGGCCCAUGUCAUGAGAACCAGGUGAGCAGCCUCGCAGUGGCAGUGGUGCUUGUGAAGGAGCCGAGUGGGUGUGAGUGGGGCUGCAGGGCCACCCCGACUCUGAUGCGUCUGGCGCUUGCAUCUCCCACUGCCUCCUGUCAGACCUGCAUCGUGACUCAUGAAUCCAAUGGCAUCGACAUCAUCACUGCGCUGAUUCUCAAUGACAUCAGCCCACUCUGCAAGUACCGCAUGGAUCUGGUGCUGCAGCUCAAGGACAAUGCCUCCAAACUUCUCCUGGCUCUGAUGGAGAGUCGGCAUGAUAGUGAGAAUGCGGAACGCAUCCUCAUCAGCCUGCGGCCUCAGGAGCUGGUGGACGUGAUCAAAAAGGCCUACCUGCAGGAGGAGGAGAGGGAGAACUCGGAAGUGAGCCCACGUGAAGUGGGCCACAACAUCUACAUCCUGGCGCUUCAGCUUUCCAGGCACAACAAACAGCUGCAGCACCUGCUGAAGCCGGUGAGGCGCAUCCAGGAGGAGGAGGCUGAGGGCAUCUCUUCCAUGCUCAGUCUCAACAACAAGCAGCUGUCCCAGAUGCUCAAGUCCUCGGCGCCAGCCCAGGAGGAGGAGGAGGACCCUCUGGCCUACUACGAGAACCACACCUCGCAGAUUGAGAUUGUGCGGCAAGACCGAAGCAUGGAGCAGAUCGUGUUCCCCGUGCCGGCCAUCUGCCAGUUCCUGACAGAGGAGACCAAGCACCGGCUCUUCACCACCACCGAGCAGGAUGAGCAGGGCAGCAAAGUGAGCGACUUCUUCGACCAGUCCUCCUUCCUGCACAACGAGAUGGAGUGGCAGCGCCGGCUUCGCAGCAUGCCGCUCAUCUACUGGUUCUCCCGCCGCAUGACACUGUGGGGCAGCAUCUCCUUCAACCUGGCUGUAUUCAUCAACAUCAUCAUCGCUUUCUUCUACCCCUACGUAGAGGGUGCGUCCACAGGUGUGCUGGGCUCCCCACUCAUCUCGCUGCUCUUCUGGAUCCUCAUCUGCUUCUCCAUUGCGGCGCUGUUCACCAAGCGCUACAGUGUCCGCCCCCUCAUUGUGGCGCUCAUCCUACGGUCCAUCUACUACUUGGGCAUUGGGCCCACACUCAACAUCCUGGGUGCCCUCAAUCUGACCAACAAGAUCGUGUUUGUGGUGAGCUUCGUGGGCAACCGUGGUACCUUCAUCCGUGGCUAUAAGGCCAUGGUCAUGGACAUGGAGUUCUUGUACCACGUGGGCUACAUCCUGACAAGCGUUCUGGGCCUCUUUGCUCAUGAGCUCUUCUACAGCAUCCUGCUCUUCGACCUCAUCUACCGUGAGGAGACGCUGUUUAAUGUCAUCAAGAGUGUGACUCGCAAUGGCCGCUCCAUCCUGCUGACUGCCCUCCUGGCCCUCAUACUAGUCUACCUCUUCUCCAUCGUGGGGUUCCUCUUCCUCAAGGAUGAUUUCAUCCUGGAGGUGGACCGGCUGCCUGGGAACCACUCCAGAGCCAGCACCCUGGGAAUGUCACAUGGAGCUGCCACAUUUAUGGGCACAUGUAGUGGGGACAAGCUAGACUGUGUCUCGGAGGUAUCGGUGCCUGAGAUCCUAGAAGAGGACGAGGAGCUGGACAGCACUGAGCGGGCCUGUGACACUCUACUUAUGUGCAUCGUCACCGUCAUGAACCAUGGACUGCGCAAUGGUGGUGGUGUGGGUGACAUCCUCCGCAAGCCCUCCAAAGAUGAGUCCCUCUUCCCUGCCCGGGUGGUAUACGACCUCCUGUUCUACUUCAUCGUCAUAAUCAUCGUGUUGAACCUCAUCUUUGGGGUGAUCAUCGACACCUUCGCCGACCUGCGCAGUGAGAAGCAGAAGAAAGAGGAGAUCCUCAAGACCACAUGCUUCAUCUGUGGUCUGGAGAGGGACAAGUUUGACAACAAGACAGUCUCCUUCGAGGAGCACAUCAAGCUGGAGCACAACAUGUGGAAUUACCUGUACUUCAUCGUGCUGGUCCGUGUCAAGAACAAGACGGACUACACAGGCCCCGAGAGCUACGUGGCUCAGAUGAUCAAGAACAAGAACCUGGACUGGUUCCCACGGAUGCGCGCCAUGUCCCUGGUGAGCGGUGAGGGCGAGGGUGAACAGAAUGAGAUCCGAAUCCUGCAGGAGAAACUUGGCUCCACCAUGAAGCUGGUGUCCCACCUCACUGCCCAGCUCAAUGAACUCAAGGAGCAGAUGACAGAGCAGCGGAAACGGAGGCAGCGUCUGGGCUUUGUGGAUGUGCAGAACUGCAUGAGCCGCUGAGCAGAGCCACGGAAGCCCCCACAGGAGGUCCACGGAAAACAUUGCUGCCUUUCCUCCAGGUCAGAUGGCCAUCGGCCCAUCAGCCUCUGGAGGCCAGGUGCCUACUCCACCACCUGCUCUGCUGGCAACCCUCCCGCAAGCCAGGCUCUGGCCAGCAGGGGUACUUCAGAGCACAGUCCUGCUUAGAGCCCUUGAAGAGACUCAGUUUACCUUAGUGCCUUAGAGGACACUAGGUCCUCCAGACUGCUGUGCCUUGAAGCAGUUAACUGACAUUGCUCAGUGGUCCUUGCAGGGGUUAGAAGUGGGCUGCCUCUCAUCUCCAAGCACUACAUUGUGGCUGUUCCCGGCCUUCCUCCUGCCUCAGGAAGGUGGUAGCCUGCUGUUAUUAGCUACUUAGUUAGGGCUUGAUACUUAACUUAUUCCCCGGGGUUAUCCCACCCUGUUGUGCCUGCUGGGGACAGUGUGCUGAACUCUUGGCCCCGUCCAAGGUGCCUGAUGACUCAGGAUGAAUGGCUUUGUAGGCAAGCGUCACUAGCCCAAGGGACAGGACUGAGCUGUAUGAAAUGGUGUCUGACUGCUUUUCUCUCUGGUGUCAUGUUUUACAAGUCCUAUGUCCUGAGAACUAAUGUGUUAACUGCCUUAAAUAAAUUAAUGGAAUCCAAGGCCA
Messenger RNA from Peromyscus californicus insignis, 9312 nucleotides. RefSeq names its product inositol 1,4,5-trisphosphate receptor type 3 (gene Itpr3). Gene Ontology annotation, biological process: calcium ion transmembrane transport. Bases 891 to 8645 code for a protein of 2584 amino acids. Gene Ontology annotation, molecular function: inositol 1,4,5-trisphosphate-gated calcium channel activity; inositol 1,4,5 trisphosphate binding. Gene Ontology annotation, cellular component: endoplasmic reticulum; membrane. The transcript is spliced from 54 exons. NCBI's taxonomy places the organism in Eukaryota, Metazoa, Chordata, Mammalia, Rodentia, Cricetidae. The record is from RefSeq and is a predicted model, not a curated record.